AUGUUGUCCACCGAACGAGCACCACGCACACACCCAUUCUCACGAUUUCGAACAGUACCGCACUAUACCCCAACGCCACGAACAGUGCCCAUGACGACCCAGCCUGAGAUCGAGCAUAUCUGGGUCAUCACCGGCCCUGCUGGUUGCGGCAAGACCACUGUCGCAAGUUACCUCUCACAGGAACUUGGAUACCCCUAUCUAGAAGGAGAUGAUUUCCACCCACCCUCAAAUAAGCAAAAGAUGGGCAGUGGCAUUCCCUUGACUGAUGCCGACCGCUGGGACUGGCUCAUAACGCUGAGAAAUGCUGCCACUGCGAAGUUGACCCAGUCGAAUGCAGUCAUCGUCACUUGCUCAGCGCUAAAACACAAGUAUCGAGACGUCAUACGUGUGGCAUCCUACGAGCACCCAUCAGUGCAAGUACACUUUAUAUUCCUCAAGGUCGACGAGGAAACACUACAAGCACGAGUGAAGGCUCGGGUCGGUCACUACAUGAAGGAAAGCAUGGUCCACAGCCAAAUGGAGGCUCUUGAGGAACCGCAGGAGGAUGAGUUCGACGUCCUCAAGAUUGAUGUCACUCAGGACAAGGACGCUGUGCGAAACAACGCCCUCGCCGGAUUGAGGGCCAAGUUGAAGGAAUACGAACCGCCGACAACUAAUGGUCACACCUAG
Cyphellophora attinorum is the source of this 669-nucleotide messenger RNA. RefSeq names its product putative gluconokinase. Lineage: Eukaryota; Fungi; Ascomycota; Eurotiomycetes; Chaetothyriales; Cyphellophoraceae. Gene Ontology annotation, molecular function: gluconokinase activity. The transcript is spliced from 2 exons. Bases 1 to 669 code for a protein of 222 amino acids. The record is from RefSeq and is a predicted model, not a curated record. Gene Ontology annotation, cellular component: cytoplasm.